Molecule: messenger RNA, 2447 nt
Organism: Macrosteles quadrilineatus (aster leafhopper)
Lineage: Eukaryota; Metazoa; Arthropoda; Insecta; Hemiptera; Cicadellidae
Product: patj homolog
Exons: 14
Coding region: 304-2055 (583 amino acids)
Molecular function (GO): protein binding
Source: RefSeq, a predicted model, not a curated record
UGUGUGGACCCGUCGUUUCUUGUUUCUUGUCUGUCAAUUGAAUUAACUUAGUACUGUGUUGUACAACAUUUAUUUAUUUACAGUUUUGGUGUUUAUUGUCAUACGUUUAGGUAUUAGAUUUUUAUUGUGUUACAUAACAACAACAUCAGAAAUGUUUCCACUGGAGUUUCGUAUGAGUGAUAUCUUUGGUCAACACACGAGAGUUGACUAUCCCAACUACCUAGGCCUAGUUAAUUAGAUGAAGCAGUAGGCUGUAUGACUAACUUACAUUUAUCAAGGGAACCUUAAGAUCUCUAUAUCAAGAUGCCUUUGAGUGCAGACAUAUCAAGUGCUCUUCAGCUGUUGGAGCACAUACAACUCACAAUCAACCAAAGUGACGACGUGAAGCUACAAGCUCAGACUGCCGAUGACCUCAACUUCCUCAUAUCAUCAUUGGAAAAUCCAAUCCUACGCAGUAUUGUUACCUUACAAGAUUCGCUGAGUGAGUUGAAUGGCCAGCUGCAGCAGCACCCGUCCAUUCUUCCCGUAGACUUUGACAUCGGGCUGGGCGGAGACCUGAUAUUGAGUGUACCUCCACCACUGUAUGAGGCAGAUUAUGUCCCCGCCACUACUCCCCGCACUGAGUUUGAUGAUCAGAGAGUUCCGGUGGCCAAGCUGUCUCAGAGCUCUUCAGGCGACUCACCUUCACCUCAGAUUGUGAGUCCGGCUCCUGAGGACACUAGUCUGCCACCGAUCACAACUCCGUCAUACGCCCUUGAGUUCCAGAAGGCCAUUGAGCAGUCGUCACAUGGAAGAGAAGUGCAGACGAUAAAGCUGAUGAAACCUGAAGGAGGAAGUCUGGGCUUCAGCGUGGUCGGUUUGAAGAGUGAAUUUGAGGGAGAGCUUGGAAUAUUUGUGCAAGAAAUCCAACCCGCCAGUGUUGCUGGAAGAGAUGGGAGAUUGCACGAGGGUGACCAGAUACUGGCCAUCGAUGGACAACCCCUGGACUCCAACAUCACCCAUUACCAGGCCAUCAACAUACUGCAGAAGGCCAGAGGACUGGUGGAGCUGGUGAUCGCACACUACGACUGUCCAGAGCCACGACCAGCCAGUGCCGUAUCCGACUCUUCCAAAGCUGGCUCUGACAUGCUGAACACAGAGUGGGCGCAGGUAGAGGUUAUUGACCUAGUCAACGAUGGGUCAGGACUGGGGUUUGGCAUCAUCGGAGGUCGCAGUACUGGUGUGGUGGUCAAGACCAUUCUACCUGGAGGUGUGGCAGACAGGGAUGGUAGGUUGCAGAGUGGAGAUCAUAUUCUGCAGAUUGGAGAAGUCAAUCUCCGAGGGAUGGGCAGUGAGCAGGUGGCAGCAGUGCUCCGUCAAUCUGGCAGUCAUGUGAGACUUGUGGUAGCUCGUCCUGUCGAACCAACAUCGCCAGAAUACCAGGCCCUGGACAGCCAUGCCCCCAUAGUACCUACCAAGCUCCUAGGAGACCCUGAAGAGUUGGACAGACAUCUGGUGCAGAACGGAUAUCCCGAGGUCACCAUCCCAUAUGACAACUACGUCGAUCUACAGAGUCAAGACGCCCUACAGGUGAUGGACGUAGUGCGGCCGCCGCUCCCAACCACCCCUAUGCCUCUAAUCACAGCCCCUUCCCUGCCUUUGCUCACCCUGGACAUGCUGCCACCUCAAACACAGCUGCCAGAGAUGGAGAAGUUCACGGUUGAGAUACAGAAGGAUACCCAUGGUCUCGGCAUCACCAUCGCCGGAUAUGUGUGCGAGAAAGAGGAUCUCUCGGGUAUCUUUGUCAAGAGCAUCAGUGAAGGCAGUGCUGCCGACCUCUGCAAGAAGAUUCAAGUGAACGACCGAAUUGUAGAGGUGGAUGGCAAGUCUCUACAAGGCUACUCCAACUUUGAGGCUGUAGACUUGCUAAGGGCCACUGGACAGAGUGUGAGGUUGACAUUGGAGAGGUAUCUGAGAGGUCCCAAGUUUGAGCAACACAUAAUGUUGGUAACACUGAUGGUAUGUGACAGGUGGAUGGCAAGUCUCUACAAGGCUACUCCAACUUUGAGGCUGUAGACUUGCUAAGGGCCACUGGACAGAGUGUGAGGUUGACAUUGGAGAGGUAUCUGAGAGGUCCCAAGUUUGAGCAACACAUAAUGUUGGUAACACUGAUGGUAUGUGACAGGUGGAUGGCAAGUCUCUACAAGGCUACUCCAACUUUGAGGCUGUAGACUUGCUAAGGGCCACUGGACAGAGUGUGAGGUUGACAUUGGAGAGGUAUCUGAGAGGUCCCAAGUUUGAGCAACACAUAAUGUUGGUAACACUGAUGGUAUGUGACAGGUGGAUGGCAAGUCUCUACAAGGCUACUCCAACUUUGAGGCUGUAGACUUGCUAAGGGCCACUGGACAGAGUGUGAGGUUGACAUUGGAGAGGUAUCUGAGAGGUCCCAAGUUUGAGCAACACAUAAU